AUGUCGACCACUACCACCGUCACUGCCACCUCGUCCUUCGAGGCACCCGAGGCCAAGGAUCGCACGUUCGGUGCUCGCUUCGAGACCAAGGAUCUGAUCACGUUUGACGAAAACGCCGUGUACGGUGACUGGAGGGACGAGUUCCACAAGAACGGCUGCGUCGUCAUCAAGAAUGUCAUCUCGCCCGAGCGCGCUGCGUACUACGCCGACAAGCAGAUCCAGUGGCUCAAGAGCUUCGACCUUGGCUUUGACGAGAAGGAUCCCGAGACGUGGACGGCGGAUCACCUCCCCAUCAGCUUCAAGGGUGGCAUGUACUUUGCCUACGCUUCCACCCACGAGAAGAUGGCAUGGGAGGCACGUACCGAGCCCAAGAUCGUCGAGAUCUUCGAAAAGCUCUGGGGCACCAAGGAGCUGCUGUGCUCGUUCGACGGCAUGAACAUUUCUCUGCCAAACCGCAAGGAUCUCAACUGGAGCCCUUGGCCUCACUGCGACCAGAACCCAGAGCGUAAAGGUAUGCAGGCGGUGCAGGGUCUGCUCAACUACGCACCCAACGGACCCAAGGAUGGUGGACUGAUGCUUAUGCGCGGUUCUGCCAAGCUGUUCAACGAAUUCUUCGCGCACAAGCGCGAGUCUGCUGAUCACGAAGACGCACCCCCUCCCGAGCUCAAGUACAUGGACCUGUUCCUGUUCAGCGAGAAGGACAUCAAGUGGUUCGAGGAGCGCGGCUGCGAGAUGUUCAAGGUGGACAUGGCGCCUGGCGAUUUCGUUCUAUGGGACUCGAGGACGAUGCACUACGCUCGUCUUCCCGAAGGUGAGCAGAUCCGUCACGUCCAGUACAUCUGCAUGACCCCCAAAGCGUAUGCCAACGAAGAGGCGCUCGCUGCCAAGAAAAAGUGCUUCGAGAACUGGAUCGGCACCACCCACUGGCCCCACUGCAACAUCCGUCCCGCCGAGGACAAGCCGAUGCGAAACGGCAAGAUCUGCCCCAAGUACCGCUCAGAGCCACUCGAGAAGCCAGAGCUGACCGACCAGCUCUUGCGCCUCGCUGGUGUCAAGGAUUAUUAG
Messenger RNA from Pseudozyma hubeiensis SY62, 1065 nucleotides. RefSeq lists its product as hypothetical. The record is from RefSeq and is a predicted model, not a curated record. NCBI's taxonomy places the organism in Eukaryota, Fungi, Basidiomycota, Ustilaginomycetes, Ustilaginales, Ustilaginaceae. The coding region runs from base 1 to 1065 and encodes 354 amino acids. The transcript has a single exon.